AUGGCACUCAGACACCUAAUCAUCGUGCUCCCUUUGUUGUUUGCAUCUUGUUCGGGUGGUGCCUACGGCAGGAAAGGUUGCCUUUGCCCAGGUGGUGCUGACGGUGGGAAAGGUUGUCCUUUUCCGGCUGGUGGCAACGGUGGGAAAGGCUGCCCUUGUCCAGGUGGGUGUCCUUGUCCGGGUGCGGCCGACGGUGGGAAAGGGUGCCCUUGUCAGGGUGGUGACGACGGUGGGAAAGGCUGUCCCUGUCCGGGUGGUGCUGACGGUGGGAAAAGGUGUUAUUGUUCGGAUGGGUGUCCUUGUACGGCUGCUGCCGACGGUGGGAAAGAAUGCCCUUGUCCGGGUGGUGGCGACGGUGGGAAAGGGUGCCAUUGUCCGGAUGGGUGUCCUUGUCCGGGUGCUGCCGACAGUGGGAAAGGGUGCAAUUGUCCGGGUGGUGCCGACGGUGGGAAAGGGUGCCAUUGUCCGGCUGCUGCCGACGGUGGGAAAGAGUGCCCUUGUCCGGGUGGUGCCGACGGUGGGAAAGGGUGCCAUUGUCCGGAUGGGUGUCCUUGUCUGGGUGUUGCCGACGGUGGGAAAGGGUGCCCUUGUCUGGGUGGUGCCGACGGUGGGAAAGGGUGCCCUUGUCCGGGUGGUGCCCAAGGUGGGAAAGGUUGCCCUUGUCCAGGUGGUGCCGACGGUGGGAAAGGUUGCCCUUGUGCGGGUGGUGCCGACGGUGGGAAAGGUUGCCCUUGUGCGGGUGGUGCCAACGACGGGAAAGGCUGCCCUUGUGCAGGUGGUGCCGACUACGGGAAAGCAUGCCCUUGUGUGGGUGGUGCCGACGGUGGGAAAGGAUGCCCUUGCGCGGGUGGUGCCAAGGGCGGGAAAGGAUGCCCUUGUGCGGGUGGUGCCGAAGGGGGGAAAGGGUGCCCUUGUGCGGGUGGUGCCGCCGGCGGGAAAGGGUGCCCUUGUGCGGGUGGUGUUGACGACGCGAAAGGGUGCCCUUGUGCGGGUGGUCCCGACGGCGCGAAAGGGUGUCCUUGUGCGGGUGGUGCCGACGGCGCGAAAGGGUGUCCUUGUGCGGGUGGUGCCGAUGGCGAGAAAGGAUGCCCUUGUGCGGGUGGUGCUGAAGGCGGAAAAGGCUACCCUUGUGCGGGUGGUGCCGAUGGCGGGAAAGGCUGCCGUUGUGCGGGUUGUGUCGAUGGCGGGAAAGGAUGCCCUUGUAAUGGUGGUGCCGAAGGCGGGAAAUGUUGCCCUUGUGCGGGUGGUGCCGACGACGGGAAAGGCUGA
Molecule: messenger RNA, 1269 nt
Organism: Lactuca virosa
Lineage: Eukaryota; Viridiplantae; Streptophyta; Magnoliopsida; Asterales; Asteraceae
Source: the annotation of a GenBank genome assembly